This is a messenger RNA of Seminavis robusta, 1386 nucleotides long. NCBI's taxonomy places the organism in Eukaryota, Bacillariophyta, Bacillariophyceae, Naviculales, Naviculaceae. The record is from the annotation of a GenBank genome assembly.
AUGGCAUCAUUAUCUGGUGACUCGAGCGACAUGAAGGAUGCUGUAGCUUCACCAAGUAACAGCAAGAAGAGACCCAAUGAAAGCACAGCCAAUAAUAAGGAUGAUACAGCUACCCAUCAACUACCCUCCGUCAAUGGAAAAUCGAUCAGGGAGGAGAAGCGAAGAAAAUGGCAGGCCAAGCAAGAAAAGAAAUCUCAGAAAUCAAACCAAGAAAGCCAAAGAGAGGAUUGGUUGGAGACCAAUAAGCACUUUGCUUCCAUGAUCUCAAUGCAAGACGUCCAGGAUGUAUUUUGUGAAAAUUCACUACGGGAUAAAGAAUCUGCCAUCAACGGGGACCAGGCAAAGACUGCUGCCAAAAUGGUGAUGUCCGAAAGUGGCAAGUUGGCAAAACUCCUUGAACCAUAUCGCAAUAUUCAAGACAAAAAAGAGAAUCCUCAUUCCACAAGUUCGCCUUCCAAAGGAGAACGGUAUUUCAUUGCAGAAGGAACCGAAACAGUCCGACUGCUCAUUCAACAAUCUACGAAAAGGCAAAAAAGGGUAUCCAGCCAUUCACCAUCACCAACAGACAUGUUGCCAUCAAUCUGCAUCCAAUCAGUCUUUAUCAAAACCAAUGCAUUCUUUGAAAAUCCCGUCUUUCUUCAAAAAGACAUUGAAGAAGCGUCCACCAAAGCUGGACCUGAUAAUACUGACAAAAAUAAUCCCAACCCGGCUGCACCACCCUUUGCGGUCCUGAUUGGAACAGACACAGUUCAAAGCAAGGUGGUGGGUUUCCCAUUCUCUCGUGGUGCUCUAGCCUGUGGCAUUGUCCCAAGUUGGAGUGACGACGAAGAUUGGCUGUGGGGAUACCUCAAAAGUAUGCGCCGUACCAACAAUCAGCAUCCAACAACUUUGGCACAGCAAAAGCCACUUCGAAUUGUAGCAUUGGAUGGGGUUUGCGAUACUGCCAACUUGGGAUCGGUGGUUCGAACUGCAUCGGCAUUUGGCGUCCAUGCCAUCAUCCUAAGUCGGGACUCUUGCGAUGUUUGGUAUCGAAAGGCGGUUCGAGUAUCCAUGGGCCAUGUGUGCCGAGUCCCCAGUGUUCGAGUUGCGUCUCUCACCAAGACGCUUCAAAGGCUCCAAGAGGAACUCCAGCUGGAUGCCUACGCUGCUGUGAUUGACAAUGCCAAUUGUGUUCUGGAACAAAUGAAACAGGGAGAUGUCAGUGGCAAUGGUUGGUGUUGUGUGAUUGGAAAUGAGGGCAACGGCAUCUCCAAGGCCGUCGUUCAAGCAUGCAACAAGAAAAUCAGAAUAGCAAUGGAAGAGGGAGUCGACUCAUUGAGUGUUCCAGUCUCGACCGGGAUACUCCUUCAUGGAUUAAGGGAACGAGAAGCAAAAGCACUGCUGUAG